This is a messenger RNA of Protopterus annectens (West African lungfish), 2258 nucleotides long. Its product is annotated as CYFIP-related Rac1 interactor A-like. NCBI's taxonomy places the organism in Eukaryota, Metazoa, Chordata, Ceratodontiformes, Protopteridae. The transcript has 11 exons. Gene Ontology annotation, molecular function: small GTPase binding. Gene Ontology annotation, biological process: regulation of actin filament polymerization. The record is from RefSeq and is a predicted model, not a curated record. The coding region runs from base 493 to 1467 and encodes 324 amino acids.
GCAGCAGACCUUGCUAAUUUGCACAUAGGAAAUGUUGUGUCUUUUCUUGAGAGGAGGAAACUCUUUUUGCAAGUAACUUCUGGACAAGAUGAUGAGAAUAAAGAAAAAAAAACAGCUAUGUGAGCCUUCACUUAUGUGUGGGGGAACCACAAAGAAGCAGGCACAGAGUAAACUAGCAGGUGACACAGCAUGUUAAACUAACUGGGUGAGAAGCUUGUACACAGGAAGUUAAAGAAGCAGUAGCAGUCAGCUCUCUCGACCAGAACAGGCUCUAAAAUAGAAAAACAGAAGUAGACUUAAAAAAGCUUGAUUUCCGCACAAUGUGAGGAAGGCAGAAACAGGCAGAACAAGUCAAGCUAUACUUUGAAAAGGACUAUAAAGAGUAACAAAGAAUAUCAGAGGUUGAUUUUGAACUGAUAAAAGCACAAAAAAGCAAUACACAAGGAUAAAGAGAGACCUUCGCAGGGGCAAGGAAAAAACAACUGGUGUCACAUGGGGAACCUUCUUAAAGUGUUGACUUGUAACGACCUUGAGCACGGCCCUAAUUUUUUCCUUGACUUUGAACAUGCUCAGCCAACAGAAGCAGAGACUGCUGUGUGGAACCAGGUCAAUGCAGUGUUAGAGGAGGCGCAGACAGUCCUAGGAGAACUUCAGUCCUACACUGGAGCUGGACAAGAAAUAAGAGAGGCAAUCUCAAACCCAAGUGACCUCAGCCUACAGGAGAAAGCGUGGAAUGCUGUCUGCCCUCUUGUUGCCAAACUGAAACGAUUUUAUGAGUUCUCACUACGGCUGGAAAAUGCCCUGCGGAGCUUGCUGGAAGCCCUCACUAGUCCUCCUUAUGCCCCAACUCAGCAUCUGGAGAGGGAACAGGCACUGGCUAAACAGUUUGCAGAGAUUCUUCACUUUACGCUAAGCUUUGAUGAGCUAAAGAUGACAAACCCAGCAAUUCAGAAUGAUUUCAGUUAUUACAGGCGAACUAUUAGUCGAAACCGGCUCAAUAAUUUACAGCUGGAUGCAGAGAAUGACGUCAAUAAUGAGAUGGCCAAUCGGAUGUCUCUGUUCUAUGCAGAAGCAACACCAAUGUUAAAAACCCUAAGCAAUGCCACAACUAAGUUUGUCUCAGAGAACAAGACUCUGCCAAUUGAAGACACAACAGACUGCCUCAGCACCAUGGCCUGUGUAUGUCGAGUGAUGCUAGAAACACCAGAGUACAGAAGUCGAUUCACCAACACAGAGACUUUACUGUUUUGCAUGAGAGUAAUGGUUGGUGUCGUCAUACUGUAUGACCAUGUACAUCCUGUGGGGGCGUUUGCAAAGACCUCAAAAAUUGAUAUGAAAGGAUGCAUCAAAGUUCUGAAAGACCAGCCAUCUAAUAGCACAGAAGGUCUCCUGAAUGCUCUCAGGUACACCACCCGACACCUGAAUGAUGACACCACAUCUAAGCAAAUCCGGGCCAUGUUGCAGUGAAAUGCUACUGCCUGAUGCCACUAUCACUACCAUCUCCAGUGGAGAAAGUCCUCCAAGGCAGGCCGUUUACAUGUGACUUGGAUGCAAAUUGUUCAUGUUAACAGCGUGAUGAUCCAACUAACCAUUAUACCAUGUAUGUCAUUUUAUAAAGACAAAUUAAAAAUGAAAAAGUCUUCAGAAUGUCUCUCUACAUCUUCAGCUCAGUGGAGAAGAAAUGAAACUCACUGAAUUAGUCAAUGCCAUGGGCUACCUUUAGUUAUGUUUUCAUGUUUUGUUAAUUUAGGAAAAUGGUGGUGUUAUUUGUCAGUAUGUCUUUUUUCAAUAAUCAGCCUUGGAACUGUUUGGCCCUGUUGGGUCCCAUAUGUUGACUUAAUGAGACACAAUGAUCUCUGGGAUCUGACAGGCUUUCUUGACAAUGGCCAAGGCCUUAUGUGUCUUAGUUUGUUGGCCUAAGGGUAUUCCCUUUUCCCAAAGGUACUGGUUUGUGUUAGUAUUGUAAUUCCAUCAGCGGUGUGUCAGAGGGCACCUUUCAUAUGCUCUUAAUCUGUCAUGAUAAACUUAAUACCAAUGUUUAUUUUUAAUUUGAAAUUCACCUUGUUGUUGUAUAAUAUAGAUGAAGAAUAUUGUCUCAUUUUGAGCUAUUUCUUUGGUUCAAGACAUUCAUAAUUAGUUUGGAUUUACCUUCUAAAUUUUACAUUUUCCAAACAAAGAUCAAAAUAACCAUCCACUUGUUAUUUUGUACAUUGUACAUUUUUUUUCUGUGUGCCUGAAAAUAAAAUGUUGUUUAAUCA